Rotaria sp. Silwood2 is the source of this 1419-nucleotide messenger RNA. The record is from the annotation of a GenBank genome assembly. Lineage: Eukaryota; Metazoa; Rotifera; Eurotatoria; Philodinida; Philodinidae.
AUGAAUCUUUUGCGUCGUCCUCUUCGUCCUCGUCUUCGUCCAUUAUUACUUAGUGACAUAACAAUAGAUGGACAAAGUGAACCUUUAUCACCACUUUCAUCAGUAUCAAGUUCAACAAGUAAUUCAGCCUCAUCAUCACGGCCAUCAAGUCAUACUCGAUCACCACGUUUUUUACCACCAUUAGCUGAAGAAGAUAGUCAUCAUGUUAGUCUUGUUACACCAUUUCAAAGUGAACAACCAACACUAGUUGAUCAUUUAACUGUUGCGAUGAAUGAUGAUGAACAAAAAGGCGACGACAAUGAUGACGAUGAUGAUGAUGAUGAUGAUGUUGAAAAAAAAAGAAUUUCACGACUAAAAAGAUCUAAAAAAUUAUUAACACCACUUAAACCACGUGAAUAUUCACAAUUUAGUGCCUUACAUCAUGCAGUAACAACAUCAAAACCACGAACACUUAAUCGAACACCAAAAUUUAAAGGACCACCAGCUUUACCAGCUAGACGAACACGUUCAUUUCAUGAUAUUAAAUCACGUUAUACACAAAUAACAGAUGAUGAUGCUUAUACUCUUGUUAAUCAAUUUACAUUUAAUGAUUUUAUUCUUCAUUCAUCAAUAUCAAAAGCACAUCCAUAUGAAGAAUGUGCAUUAGAAAAAGCUAUUUUAUCAAAAUAUACUUAUAAACAAAUAUGUGAAAUGAUUGCUGAACGUGUUUGUGCCGAACGUGGUGAAAGUGGAAAAAUUCAUGUACAAACACUUGUACCUAAUAUUGAACCAUUUCAAAAUCGAGUACCAAUGCAUCAAAUUGUAACUGAAAUGGCUCUUGUUCUUCGACAACAUAUGUCGCAUAUACUUGGCUCACAACUUAAAAUGAAUAUAAGAGCAUUACCAAGUUGGCGUCAAAAAGAAGGUGCUCAUACAGAAAUUCUUCUUUAUGAAAUCGAAAAUAGAGAAGAAUCACAAAAUGAUGAAAAAAAUUUAUCAAAAGAAAAUAAUUCACUUAAUGUCAAACGUGAUACAGGCGCUGAAAUUGCUGUUCUUGAUAGUUUAAUAAAAAAUGGAACUCAUUUAGAUUUACGAGCUCUUACACUUGAAUAUUUACCGGAUAUUUCACUUAUGUUUACGACAUUACUUGCCGUUGAUCUAUCGUAUAAUUGUUUACGUACUGUACCAAAAGAAUUAUUCGAAUGUACGAAACUUGAGCAUCUUUAUUUACGUCAUAAUCCAAUCUCAUCAAUAUCAUUAGGAAUGAAUAAUCUCAAAACACUUGUUUUUCUUGAUAUGUCAUUUUGUGAAUUGUAUGGUUCACUACCUGAUAGUUUAUUUGGUUUAAUUAAUCUUCGUCAUUUGGAUGUAUCAUAUAAUUGUUUAACAAAUAUUCCAAGUGGAAUAUCAAGUUUAAAGUAUGUAUCGAAUGGCUUAUAA